Passer domesticus (house sparrow) is the source of this 909-nucleotide messenger RNA. It is a transcript of the gene IL17C, whose product is annotated as interleukin 17C. NCBI's taxonomy places the organism in Eukaryota, Metazoa, Chordata, Aves, Passeriformes, Passeridae. Gene Ontology annotation, molecular function: cytokine activity. Gene Ontology annotation, biological process: inflammatory response. The record is from RefSeq and is a predicted model, not a curated record. Gene Ontology annotation, cellular component: extracellular region. Bases 1 to 627 code for a protein of 208 amino acids. The transcript has 3 exons.
AUGGACAGGUGUGUGUGUGUCUGUCCCCUCGAUGUCCCUGACACCCUGCUGUCCCCACAGGGCUGGCUGGCCGCGCUGGCCCUGCUGGCAGCCCUGGGGCAGUGCCGGGGGCUGCGGCGCUCCGGGCACUCCGCCGUGCGCUGCUACAGCGGGGCCGAGCUGGGUGACGAGGGCCCGGCGCAGCUGCUGGGCCGCCGCCUGCGCUGGGCCCGGCACGUCUCGGUGCAGCUGGUGCCGCGGCUGGAGCGGCGGGAGCGGCCCGAGCCCCGCGGGGCCCGGCGGCGCCGGCAGCCGCCGCCCGCCUGCCCCGCGCUGCCGCUGCGCGCCGCGCUCCGCAGCGAGCCCCACGAGCGCUCCAUCUCGCCGUGGCGAUACCGCAUCGACGAGGACGAGAACCGCUACCCGCGCAAGCUGGCCUUCGCCGAGUGCCUGUGCAGCGGCUGCGUGGACGUGAAAACCGGCCGGGAGACCACGUCGCUCAACUCGGUGACCAUCCAGCAGAGCAUGCUGGUGCUGCGGCGCAAGCCGUGCCCGCGGCCCGCGGGGCCGGGGCUGGUGGCGCUGGAGGUGGAUUCCAUCCGAGUGCCCGUGGGCUGCACCUGCGUCCUGCCCCGCACGGCGCGCUGAGCCCGCCCCGGGCACCGUGCCACCCCGCCCGUGCUUGUUUUAGAGCACCCCACCCCGCCAGGGCGGCCCCUGCCGGGUUAUUUAUGAGUUAUUUAUAAGCCUUGCUGGCGGGGGGCUUUUUGGACCUUCUAUUUAUUGCUGACCACCCCCCAGCCACGGCUGUGACUGCAGGGCCAGCGUGGCCCCACGGCCAGACCCUGUGAGUGCUGCACUCACUGGUUAUUUAUUCAUUUAUUCCCCCCAAAAGGUAUUUAUUGUCUCCUUCCUAGUGCUAUUUAAUGC